Molecule: messenger RNA, 2707 nt
Organism: Olea europaea var. sylvestris
Lineage: Eukaryota; Viridiplantae; Streptophyta; Magnoliopsida; Lamiales; Oleaceae
Product: prolyl endopeptidase-like
Exons: 12
Coding region: 237-2465 (742 amino acids)
Biological process (GO): proteolysis
Cellular component (GO): cytosol
Molecular function (GO): serine-type endopeptidase activity; oligopeptidase activity
Source: RefSeq, a predicted model, not a curated record
CCAAUUCUAAUCCAAAGUCCAAUUUCCCCACCAGUGAUGCUAACAUGUACUCGACCCACGGCUGCAAUUGAACACAUCAAUCGCGGUAUAGCAUUUCUCCACAACUUCACUGCGGUCCAUUUUCUACUAGACAUUUCGUCAAACAGAGGCAGCCACGAGUAUCUUACCUCAGAAACGUCAGGAAAAAGCCGACCAAUUCACGCUUUCUCUCUUGUUACCUGUCUACGUCUUCUUCGAUGGGCUCCAUCUCUGCCGUUGACGAGUUACUGGUGUACCCUUCUGCCCGCCGUGAUGAAUCUGUUGUUGAUAAUUAUCACGGUACUUUGAUUGCCGACCCGUAUCGAUGGCUUGAGGAUCCAGACUCUGAGGAGACAAAGGAGUUUGUAGAAAAGCAGGUGAAAUUGACUGAUUCAGUUCUCAAAAGCUGUGAGACAAGAGAUAAACUUCGUGAUAAGCUUACAGAAUUAUAUGAUUUUCCAAAGUAUGAUGCUCCAUUUAGAGCCGGUGACAAGUACUUUUACUUCCAUAACACUGGUCUGCAACCGCAAAAAGUCCUCUACAUUCAGGAUAGUUUGGAUGGAAAACCAGAGAUUUUACUUGACCCAAACACACUAAGCGACGAUGGAACAGUGGCACUGAGUAUGUAUUCGGUUAGUGAGGAAGCCAAAUACUUGGCUUAUGGUGUUAGUUCGAGUGGAAGUGAUUGGGUUACCAUAAAAGUUAUGCGGAUAGAAGAUAAGACUGUUGAGCCAGAUACUAUCUCAUGGGUCAAGUUUUCAAGUAUUAGUUGGACACAUGAUGGCAAAGGUUUUUUCUACAGUCGUUACCCCACCCCUGACUUUUGCAACUUAGAUGAUUCAUUUGUUUCCAGAGACGGAGAGAAGUUGGAUGCUGGGACAGAGACCAAUGCGAAUCUACACCAUGAGCUGUAUUAUCAUUUCCUGGGUACCGAUCAGUCUGAAGAUAUCUUGUGUUGGAAUGAUCCACAGAAUCCUAAACAUACACGUACAGCCUCAGUGACAGAGGAUGGGAAGUAUGUUCUUCUAUAUACUUUUGAAAAUUGUGAUCCUGUCAACAAAUUUUAUUACUGUGACUUAUUAGCGCUCCCUAAUGGGCUUGAAGGAUAUAAAGGGAAAAAGGAACUGCUUCCAUUUGUCAAGCUUGUUGAUAAGUUUGAUGCUUGUUAUGAGCAUGUGGCAAAUGAUGACUCAGUUUUCACCUUUCGGACUAAUAAGGAUGCUCCGAAAUACAAGCUAGUCAGAGUCGAUCUGAAAGAGUCCAAUUCUUGGAGUGAAGUAAUUAAAGAAUCUGAAAAGGAUGUGCUAGAAUCAGCCGUUGUCGUCAGUGGCAAUAAAAUGGUGGUAAAUUAUUUGAGCGACGUGAAAAAUGUCUUGCAGCUGAGGGACUUGAAAACCGGUUCUUUGCUCCAUCAUUUGCCAAUUGGUAUUGGAUCAGUAUCUGAGAUUUCUGCCCGACGCAAGGACAGUACCAUCUUUAUUGGGUUUACCAGCUUCCUAACCCCUGGCAUUAUAUAUAUAUGCGACCUAGAAACUGAGAUCCCGGAUAUGAGAACGUUCCGAGAAACUGUUGUGCCUGGCUUUGAUCGGACAGAAUUUGAAGUUAAUCAGGUUUUUGUGCCAAGUAAAGAUGGUACGCUGAUACCGAUAUUUGUAGUGGCUAAAAAGGAUAUUUGCCUGGACGGGUCUCAUCCUUGUUUACUAUAUGGAUAUGGUGGAUUUAAUAUUAAUAUUACCCCCUACUUUACGAGCAGCCGUGUUAUGAUUGCGAGGCAUUUAGAUACUAUCUUAUGUGUUGCAAACAUUCGUGGUGGUGGGGAGUAUGGAGAAGAAUGGCAUAAAGCUGGUGCCCUCGCAAAAAAGCAGAACUGCUUUGAUGACUUCAUCUCAGCUGCUGAAUAUCUUGUCUCUGCUGGUUAUACCCAACCUAAAAAGUUGUGUAUUGAAGGUGGAAGCAACGGUGGGCUUCUUGUUGGGGCCUGUAUAAAUCAGAGACCUGAUCUUUUUGGCUGUGCUCUUGCUCAUGUUGGUGUUAUGGACAUGCUAAGGUUUCACAAGUUUACAAUAGGCCAUGCAUGGACUUCUGACUAUGGUUGUUCUGAGGAGGAGGAAAAGUUUCAUUGGCUAAUCAAGUACUCGCCCCUGCAUAAUGUCAGGAGACCUUGGGAUGAAUCUCCAGAAAAGACCACUCAGUAUCCUUCCACCAUGCUAUUAACAGCAGAUCACGAUGAUCGGGUUGUGCCAUUACACUCUUUAAAAUUACUUGCGACCAUGCAAUAUGUUCUAUGCACAAGUUUGGAGAAAAGUCGUCAAACAAACCCAAUCAUCGGCCGUAUAGAAAGUAAAGCAGGACACGGUGCUGGACGUCCAACACAGAAAAUGAUUGAUGAAGCUGCAGACAGAUAUGGAUUCAUGUCAAAGAUGUUGGAUGCCCCCUGGAUUGAUUGAACCAAAAUAGAAGUCAUUUUAGAAGAACUCAUACUUGUGUGAAAAUGUUGAUGUAGGCUUGGAGAAAUACAUUGCACAGUUGAAAAUCUCUGCUUGAUUCAAAUGAUGGAAUUUCAAUAACAAUGGAGGAUUCAGUUAUUUUUCUCCAUCUAAGUUCGUUCUUUCUUAUAUAUGGAAGAUGCUUUUAAAUUGCAGUCACUAUUUUCUUCGGACUUUCUUGAAUGAAAUAGAAAUUCGAACCA